UCAGUUUCAGGGUCCUGGUAUUUUACAUGCUGGCUCACUGUCACGCUAUCAUGACUUACUGGGACUCCUGAAUCGAACAGAGCUGCCAUUAAUGUUAUCAAUAACACCUGUGCUUUUCCUACUAUGACGAGUCAAUAUGUCCACUGUGAAAAAGGCCCGACUCAAAAUCUCUAAUGCUAAAUCCAAAACUAUUUCCAUAACAAGGAGCAAGUGAGAAAAUAUGUUUUUGUGAUUUGGGUGAUUUCACCCUUUAAUCUUUGUUCCCAAAAUGAAGCGUGAUUGCCUUGAUUUGAAAUAAACAUGAUGUCAUCUCCUCUCCAAGCAGGUAGAUGUGCGUGUGUGUGUGUGGUGCUCUGUUGGGCCAGUAUGGAGUGUGUGUGUCUGAGAAGGUGGGCGUCCGGCUCUGCUGUCAUAUUCCUUCACACACUGGCCUUGUCCUGGGCAGGUGCAAUUGAGCCCGCCCCCAAAAUUGAUGGACGGCACCAGGCAGCUGUGACACUGCAGGAGAACAUCACACACAGGUUCAACUGCCAAUCAGACGGCUGGGAUCCUCAUGCCCCGCCUUUGCUGACCUGGUACCUGAAUGGGGAGCAGCAGAGCGAGCCGUCACCGAACCGUGGCCGCCUGGUGAUGACAUCGCAAGAAGACUCUGAGGUCAUGAGACCUAGGGCCAAUCACAACAGCACCUUCUCUCUGCGGGCCAGAAAGUGGGACAGGGAGCUAGUGUGUGUUGCGUCAAACCCCAGGUCAGGAGAGAGCUACAAUGCCACGGUCACACUCAACGUCCAGUUCCUGCCAGAGAUCCUCAGGGUCAAUGCCCACUACAGUGAAACCUCAGACCCUGGCCUCUCCCUGGUCCUCUUCGCCUUGGUCCGGUCCAACCCGCCUGCCACCAUCACCUUUGUGGACCAGUCUGGCCAGCUGGUGGCCAACACCUCUGACUUUUUCAUCCUGGACUCACGAAGCUACCCCUGGCUGAUGAAUCACACGCUGAGGGUCAAGCUCAGCAGCCUAUCAGAGAAUGUCUCGCUGAACGCCAGCAACAGUGUAGGAGCAGUGCAGAGCAACCUCACACUGGCAGAGUUCCUGCAGUCUCGUGUGGAGGUGCCGAUGCUGGGAAUAGUGACUGGGGGAGCUAUGGCCUUCAUGGCCCUCCUCAUCCUCAGCCUGAUAGUUCUCUGCCUCAUGCAAAAAAACAAGAGCAAGUCCUUUGAUGAGUCAGUGGAGAUUUUGAUGACCAAGAAAAGUGACUCUGCCAAUCUGAAGACUGAGACAACUGAUAAGACCUACAUCCCGAGAGAGAACAUGUCUCUGCCUUCCAACAUGCAGCUCAACGACCUCAGCACUCUGAGAAAAGCGCGAGAGGCCGCCCAACAGAACAGUGUGGGAGAGAAGAAAGAGGAGGAGGAGGAAGAUCUGUCUUUAGCCUACGCCGCCAGAGGUUUUGCCAGAUAUCCAAUGGUGGGCUACAUUUAUAAGGUGAACAGCACAAGCAGUGAGGAGAUCUGGCUCUGAAUGACCUCAAAGUAACACACAUCACACACAUACUGUACAUGCAUGCAUAACUACUUACAAACGGUGCAGCUGUGCAACAAGAAACCCAUAACAACUGCCAGUCAGUCAUUCAAACACUCAUCAGUCACCUUCAAGCUGGACCAGGAUGAGCAGGAGAUCUGUUUCUGGACCACACACAGUAUCAGUACGCUAUGUUUUUCUGACUCAAACAUGAAUGUGAAUUUCAUGUCCACAAAAACAAACCUGUCUGUGUUUUAGUCUUUCUGAAUCGAGUGCUCGGGUAUUUACACUGAUGAUGUGUUGUGUCAACAAUGCAAACUAUGAACUUUACAUUAAAAAUGCUCAUGUUCUCUAUGUUUUGACAUGAUUUCCUCCUGUAAGCACAUGCUCAUAAUGUCCUCCCCCCUGUUGCAUUACUGGAAUGCAUUAAUUGUUCUAUGCUAACACCAGAAUGUCUAAGAUAAUGUACUGUACGUGAGAUUUUACAUUUUGACCGAUAAUAUCCAAAUAAAAUGGUACAUAAGUAUAAGAGUAUGUAUUUGUAUAUGGACAUGUAACAUGUCAUGUACUGUAUAUUUGUAUGCAUAUGUAUAUGUGUAUAAAAGAGGACAUCUAAUAAAGAUAAUAUUGAAAUUGUAUGAAGUGAA
Messenger RNA from Thunnus maccoyii (southern bluefin tuna), 2162 nucleotides. Its product is annotated as transmembrane protein 25. NCBI's taxonomy places the organism in Eukaryota, Metazoa, Chordata, Actinopteri, Scombriformes, Scombridae. Gene Ontology annotation, biological process: negative regulation of excitatory postsynaptic potential. The record is from RefSeq and is a predicted model, not a curated record. Bases 301 to 1515 code for a protein of 404 amino acids. The transcript is spliced from 8 exons.